Messenger RNA from Adineta ricciae, 384 nucleotides. Lineage: Eukaryota; Metazoa; Rotifera; Eurotatoria; Adinetida; Adinetidae. The record is from the annotation of a GenBank genome assembly.
AUGAAAAAAGCUUCCAAGCAAAAUCUGGCAAGAUUCCUGGGUCUCAUUUGCAAUGGAUUUUGCCGUCAAAAAUCCGGCCUGUUGCGUACCUAUCGAAUUUGUCCAACGAAAACUACGAAAUUUCUCAUUAUAUACGAUCAGAUCCGAUACUUCCUUAAUUUUCAUUCGUUUCAAAAACAAAUAUCAAGCAUUCACUAUAUUCAAAAUUCAAUUGAUAUGAAUAAAAAUGAGAUCGCAAGAAUCGAUUCAGGCAUCAAUAAAAUGCGAUGUCGCUUAGAGUGUAAUAAAUAUUCACUUAAAGCUGCAAUUGAUCAGCUUGAAAUGGAAAAGAAUGAACUUCAAGGAGAAAAUCCAAAUUCACUGUUCGACGAAAAACAGAAUUGA